GCUGCUGUGCAGCAUCGUUGUAGGAACGUGGCUGGUGUCACGCAUAGACCGAACCAUCAUGCAGAGAGGAUAUGAAAGCAUGGAUGCCGGCUACAGUACUUGGAUUGGGAUGAUCUUUGCUGACCACUAUCAUAACAAUCCAGUCAUGGUGUGUUUCUGUCAGCUGCUCGUCUCCAACAAGCUGGAGAGACACAAGGCUUCUGCAUACUCCACAUUCAACAACAUGCCAUCUGAACCACCUGUUAACAGUAAGGCCAGGAGGCACUGGAUGUUGUUUCACACUUUGCUGAGAAACCCUCAUCUGAUCCCGCUCAGAAAGCAGCACCUCUCCUCAUCCUCGUUGUUACGGACAUCUUCAUCUCCCCAGGCAGACAUGCUGGUGCGGGCUUGGGUCAUGGCCUCACUAACGCAGACAAGCCAAGUGGAGUCACAGUCCCUGCCAGAGGUCAUAGUCACUCCAUCAGAGGACUGUUGAAGAAACAUUUCCAUUGAUUCUUUUUCAUAAAACAAAGGCUUGAAAUCCAA
Molecule: messenger RNA, 525 nt
Organism: Hippoglossus stenolepis (Pacific halibut)
Lineage: Eukaryota; Metazoa; Chordata; Actinopteri; Pleuronectiformes; Pleuronectidae
Product: stimulated by retinoic acid gene 6 protein-like
Exons: 3
Coding region: 59-475 (138 amino acids)
Molecular function (GO): retinol transmembrane transporter activity; signaling receptor activity
Source: RefSeq, a predicted model, not a curated record